CGCGCCUUUCUUACGUCACUGUACGCAUGCGCUUUGGAAGGAAGCGCGAGCUUUCGGGGAACAGGGGGCGGGCCUUGGCCGAGGUCGCACGGCGACUGCGCCGACGGGAGCCGGACUGGAACAUGGCGACUUGUGCUGAAAUCCUGCGGAGCGAGUUCCCCGAAAUUGAUGUACAGGUCUUCGACUACGUUACUGGCGUCUUGCAUAGCGGCAGCGCGGACUUCGAGUCUGUGGAUGACCUGGUGGAAGCUGUGGGGGAAUUGUUGCAAGAGGUGUCCGGAGACAGCAAGGAUGACGCGGCCAUCAGGGCCGUGUGCCAGCGCAUGUACAACACUCUACGCCUGACUGAGCCACAGAGCCAGAGAAACAGCCAGAUGCUACUAGAUGCCCCCAUCCAGUUGUCAAAGAUAACAGAGAACUACGACUAUGGCACCAAACUUCCAGGACUGCUAAAGAGAGAACAGUCCUCGACAGUGGAUGCAAAGAAGCUAGAGAAGGCUGAGGCUCGACUGAAAGCAAAGCAGGAGAAGCGCUCAGAGAAGGACACACUCAAGACCAGCAACCCUCUAGUCUUGGAAGAGGCAUCAGCCAGCCAGGCAGGCAGCAGAAAGGAGAGUCGACUGGAAUCAUCUGGCAAGAACAAAUCCUACGAUGUUCGAAUUGAGAACUUUGAUGUGUCUUUUGGUGAUAGGGUACUGCUGGCUGGAGCAGAUGUGAACCUGGCGUGGGGCCGCCGCUAUGGGCUGGUGGGUCGGAAUGGGUUGGGAAAGACAACACUACUGAAGAUGCUGGCCACCCGGAGCCUGCGGGUUCCAGCCCACAUUUCCCUCCUGCAUGUAGAGCAGGAGGUUGCUGGAGAUGACACCCCUGCCCUACAGAGUGUGCUGGAGAGUGACACCGUGCGAGAAGAUCUCCUACGACAGGAGCGGGAGCUCAGUGCCCAGGUUGCUGCCGGCAGGGCUGAGGGCUCAGAAGCUGCACAGCUCGCAGAAAUCUAUGCCAAACUGGAAGAGAUUGAAGCUGACAAAGCCCCUGCCAGGGCAUCAGUCAUUCUUGCUGGGCUUGGCUUUACCCCUAAAAUGCAGCAGCAGCCCACCCGGGAGUUUUCAGGUGGCUGGAGGAUGAGACUGGCCCUGGCCCGGGCUCUGUUUGCUAGGCCAGAUCUGCUGCUGUUAGAUGAACCCACAAACAUGCUGGAUGUAAGGGCCAUCCUGUGGCUGGAGAAUUACCUGCAGACAUGGCCCUCUACCAUCCUGGUUGUCUCCCAUGACCGCAACUUCCUGAAUGCCAUAGCCACAGACAUUAUCCACCUGCACAGCCAGCGGCUAGAUGGUUACCGUGGAGACUUUGAGACCUUCAUCAAGAGCAAGCAGGAGCGGCUGCUCAAUCAGCAGCGUGAAUAUGAGGCCCAGCAGCAGUAUCGCCAGCAUAUCCAGGUCUUCAUUGACCGGUUUCGCUACAACGCAAACAGAGCCUCUCAAGUGCAGAGUAAACUCAAGAUGCUGGAGAAGCUACCGGAGCUGAAACCCGUGGACAAGGAGUUGGAGGUAGUGAUGAAGUUCCCUGAUGGGUUUGAGAAAUUCUCACCACCAAUUCUGCAACUGGAUGAGGUGGAUUUCUACUAUGAUCCUAAGCACGUCAUCUUCAGCCGUCUCUCCAUCUCUGCUGAUCUUGAAUCCCGCAUCUGUGUGGUUGGGGAGAAUGGAGCUGGGAAGUCUACCAUGCUAAAGCUGCUUCUGGGGGACCUAGCUCCUGUUCGGGGGAUCAGACAUGCUCACAGGAAUCUGAAGAUUGGCUAUUUCAGCCAGCACCACGUGGAGCAGCUGGACCUGAAUGUCAGUGCUGUGGAACUGCUGGCACGCAAGUUCCCUGGACGGCCUGAGGAGGAGUACCGUCACCAGCUGGGCCGGUAUGGCAUCUCUGGAGAACUGGCUGUGCGCCCUGUUGCCAGCUUGUCUGGGGGCCAGAAGAGCCGAGUGGCCUUUGCUCAGAUGACCAUGCCCUGCCCCAACUUCUACAUUCUGGAUGAACCCACAAACCACCUGGAUAUGGAGACAAUUGAAGCUCUGGGCCGUGCUCUCAACAAUUUCAGGGGUGGUGUGAUUCUGGUGUCCCAUGACGAGCGCUUCAUCCGGAUGGUGUGCCGGGAGUUGUGGGUGUGCGAAGGAGGUGGAGUCACCCGGGUCGAGGGGGGAUUUGAUCAGUACUGCGCCCUUCUCCAGGAACAGUUCCGCCAUGAGGGCUUCCUCUAGGGCCACCAGGCUGAGGACUGUGCCCAGGACAUGGACUGGUCUCUCAGACCCCUGGGACAUCACGUAGGCAACCAUCUCUGGGCCAUAGACUUCCCCCAACUUUGGGGACAGCCUUAUUCCCAAACUCUCCUUUUGACUGGAGCAUCCUCUCUGCAACCCAGGGAGCCCCAUCUAAGGGUCUUUGAGGACUGGUCUUCCAAGGGGAAAGGAGUAGGGGGUGCCCUCUGGGAUUUUAGAUCCCUGCCACUGCCCCAGCUGUAACUGGGCCCUGAGUGGCUGCUGUGUAAAUUAAAUCUCCCUGCAUCUUCCUUGCCUCAUCUGUGCUGCUCCCUGACAGGGCUUCAGUGUUUGCCCACUGUUAAGGAGUGUGGACUCCCUGAUUUGGCAUUUUUCCUGUGACACUUUGUCAGUCAUACUGAGGAGGCCAUAGCAGCAUCAGCCUUGCCCCUGGGCAGAGAUGUCAUUAAAGCCACAGGGGCUUGGCCUUAUAGUGGUUGGAGCUGGUGAAAUAAAGGGCAGUGUAUUACAUCACUGCAGUGCUGUUCUCCCCGGCCCAGGCUCACUCUGUUUCUCUGGUGUGGACCCUUCAAGGCUAAAGAGAAACUGAGAAACAGUGUUUGUCUCCAUUUUGCUUGGGUGGUUUCAUGUUCUUUAUUUUUCCUUUAACCAUGUGGGAGGAGCCUGGAAAGUAGGGACUUGAGGUCUAAGGUGAAGAAAGAGAACACUUUUGUUUCAAACUAAACAAUAUUUAAAAGCAGAGGAGCUGUUUAACAGAAGUAGUAAGAUUUAUAAAUACUAUUUUUUGGAUACUCAGCUGCUGUAUGUAAUUGUUGUAUAGAAGAUACUAAAGUAGAGAGGUUGUUUUUCUCUUAAUGACAUUGGAGAAACCAGCGUCAACAGAAGGAACUUGUUGGCUUCAUGGAGAACUGUCAUUGCAGAACUCAAGCAAGGAGUCUUAACAGGGCACUGUGGUACUGUGGUACAGCUGGGGAGGACACAACCUGUGUUGGGGGUAAAGCAGAAUAAUGCUGGGAAGGCUCUGGACUGAUGGACUCUGAAGCCAGGAGAAGGGUCAUUAAUCUUCCUGCCUCCUCAGCCUCCCUCAGGAGUCCAGAGGAGGCAUUCUUACAGGCACAUCUGUGGCCACGUGCACCUCACAGCUCGGAGAGCCUUUUCUCAGUCCUGCCACUCUCUUCCAACCUCAGAUAGUCGAGGCCACCUGGUGUAGGGUGUGGGCCUGCCUAUUUGCCACGUUCUCAGGCCCUCUCACCCCUCAACAGCUUGUGGUCCCUAUAUGAGUUCUCCCAAUCUUUAGGGUCCCUGGAAGUGCAGCUGAAGGGUUCUGUGACAUAGAAUCUGCUUCUUUGGAGGUGACUUUGUGUAUGAAGAGCCCUGGAGUUGGAUCUGCGAUCAAAUGCCAGCUCUAUUACUGGUAGUGAAAAGGGUCACCAACAUUAGCUGAGUAACCACAACAAAUUGACCUUUCUGAACACCUCCUCGGCAUAAUACAUAAGCACUCAAAGCGAUUCUUGUGUGACCACUGAUUUGGAGGACAUCGUUUGGAAAAAGUAAAUUUUCUCUUGAGUGACUCCAGUGGUAGGCCAGUUUGGCUGAAAGGAAAGAAAAACUUUCUUAAUAGUUCAGGUUGCCUUCUGAGAGUGACGUCCUGGCCUCUGGGACUGUCCAGCCCUGCUGCCCACUAGAGAAGGGCUCUUCAGGUAGGAGGCAGCACUAGAUCGCUUCCAGUUUUAUGAUUUCAUUCAAUAAGGGCCUGUACAUGUGACAAUACAGGCCUAUGCUGCCACCCUGUAAAAAGUUGGGAUGAAUGAAUUGCAGCAGCUAAGAAAGACCCUAUAAUAAGUGUGUAAGGUGAGCUUUGCGGGGUUAGAGGAGAACUGGCAGAAGAUGGUUGUCUUGAGGGGUAGAAAAUGUAGGCAGUGUCAGCCAGCUCCAUUCCAGAAAGCACAGGGCGAAGAGCAGAGAGGAAUCUGACACGACUAGGGAGAGCCUGUCCAGCUCCAACCAUUGGAAAGCUGGUCCCUCCAGCUGCUGAGCUGGAGCUGCCUUGCCGGAGUCAGGCCUUAAAGCCAGUCAGGAGCUGGCCAGGUUGAAAGGCCUCAUUGUGUGAACUCAUUGAAAUCCUGGCCUCCGUGCUUCUGCUGGCCUUAUCACACUCCCCAACGCCUUCUCAGGCAACCUGGCUGGUCCUCUGGGGGGCAGAGUGCAGGCGUGCAGUGAGAUCAGGGGUCUUUCCCAUAACAAUCUACAGGGUGCUCAGAGAUGCCAGUCAGUUGUUUAUUUCAGUGUGAAAUUAACUGUCUUGAAAUUCGUUGGACAUAAACUAACAUUUAGCUGAGUUCUCCCUGGUUUCCAGGCAAAUUUUAGCUGAGAAGAAGAGAAGGUGCUGUUUACCCUCAUUGGCCAUGCCCUGGCCUAGUUUGUCAUUUAGAACACGAUAUCUUACGAAGAGCCACUCCCCAGGCCAGGUCUGGUCCACCCAAAGAUGCAAACCAAACAGCCUCAGGGCCCCAUGGCUCUGUACCAGCCCAAGCAUGCAGCCUAGAUGGCAGAAUCUGUGGGAAAUCAUAGCAGGUUAACGGUGGGUCCAAAAUCUGGCUAAACCUGGAGUGACAGACUCCUCUCAGUGUCACCCCCCUCCAAGUGGGCUUCACUGCACUUUAUGUGUCCCUCACUGUAAGCUGCUUGCCAUUAUUAAGGUUGUAGUUCCCACUUGGCCUUGAUACCCUUGAAAGCCAGACCCUGGCUUGCUCAUCUUUGCAUCCUGUGCCCAUGUUGCAGGUUGGGUUCCCUGGGAAGUAGCUUGAAGAGAUCAUCAGCAUGCAGGCUAUUUAUUAUGGGGUGCUCCUGGGACCAACAUCAGGGCCUAGCAGAGGGAGAAGUUGAGCAGCAGUGCAGGCCCAACAAAAGCCUCAGGCAGCCCCACCUUCUGAGGCUGGCAGAGUUGUUCUUAGUUGAGGCAAUGGGUCAGGCCUUUUUUCUGCUGAGAUGAUCAGUCUUUGGAUGCUGGCUGCCACCAGAAGGAGCUGUGACCUUGGGAGAGGAAGUUGUCUUCAGCUAGCAGUUAGCCCUAAGGGGCUGACCGCUGAGGACCUGCUGCUGCCGUCUGCACUCUCAGCGGCUCGGGCAGCAAGUCCAUUCCUGAGAGGUCAUCACAGCAGCCACUACCGUGCCUAGCACAGAAAGAGGUGCUCAGUAAAGGCGCUUGAGAAGUGAAUAUUUGGGGGGAAUUAUUUGAGAAAAAGUAGAGAGUAACAUUGGAGGAGAGUGCAGAGGCCAGGAAACAAGCAAGGGGGCCAUGACCAAAAUCCAGCUCUGAGGACAUGGGGUCAGAACGGCGGAGGUGGAGGUGAGACUUUGGAGGACGGUGCAGGCUCAGCAAGGGCGUGUGAGCUCUGCCUAGAGGAGGGAGGACCCCUUUUUCUGGGCCAAAGUCUUGAAAGCUUUGGGACGUAAGACAGAUUAAAGGGGCCAGUUUUCAUUUGUUUUUAAACGUCGCCUUGUUUUCUUUCAAGACAAUGUUAAGGGAAUAAUGACAGUUGAUAGUUAUUGGGCUCUUGUUACGUAACAGGCACUGUAGAAACUGCUUCACCUGCACCACGUCAAUCCUCACAACCCUACGAACUGGCCCAGUUACUAUCCCCAUUUUAUAGACGAGUAAAUGGAGUUGGCAUGGAGGGAUUUAGGACAGUCUGGCUCUAGAGCACAGCUCUGGUCACACUGUCUACCGCUCAGUCCCUAGUGCCAUGUGUUGAAUAGUGAGGGUUGGUUAAUCCCAUCACUUAAAACUCAUCUAUUACAUGGGAUGGAGGGUGGGAGGUGAAGGAUUUGAACAAGCUUCUCUCAGGAGAGCAAGCUGAUGAGUAGAAGUACCUGGCACAGUGGCUGGCACAUAUUAGAUGCUCAGUGAACAGCUGUUAAUUAAACAAUUAAAAACGUGGUACAGUGGAUGAGUCACGCACUGGGAUUAGCCCAGUUCUGCCACUGGACUGUGUUUUAGGCAAAUCAACCUCUCCUGAGUAAAUUAUCCUUAUGCAUAAAAUGGGCAUGACAUAAAUUUGUCUUGCCCCCUUCUUGGUUAGCAGGAGGGAUUAAAUGAGACAAGGUCCUGUGUAAACUGACUACAUUUUUUUGUGAACCGUGAAGUGCCAUGGAUCCAAGGGUGUCAUUUCAUGGAAGGAGUGGUGGGAGAGCAGCUGGGAGCCUACUCUGGAGACAGACUGGCACCUGCACACACACACACACUCUAGGCCAUCAUCAAGAUGAUGGCCCGAGGAGUGCACCCCACAGCCCUCAUCUGCCGGGCCGGGUAUCAGCAAGCACAAAUGCUGGAAAACAGCAUGAGACUCUGCCUGGCACCUGCUGAGUUGCAUGGGGUGAGGCAGAAAUCACCAUGCAAUUUAAGCCCAUUCUAAUAACAUGUAUAGAUUGUGCCCUGUCAGUAAUUCUAGGUUUCCCUUUUCUUUAUGUUAAAUAAAUGGGUGGUUUGGAAGUGAUUUCUGCUGUACUGUAUGUAGAGAGAACUUUGAAACCCUAAAUUAUAAUAAAUAUUUGUCAACCCA
Molecule: messenger RNA, 6832 nt
Organism: Vicugna pacos (alpaca)
Lineage: Eukaryota; Metazoa; Chordata; Mammalia; Artiodactyla; Camelidae
Gene: ABCF3
Product: ATP binding cassette subfamily F member 3
Molecular function (GO): ATP hydrolysis activity; ATP binding
Source: RefSeq, a predicted model, not a curated record